GAAAAUUAAGAAUUAAGACUUAAGACUUAGUCGUGUACUUACCACAUGACUCUAUGUAAACUAGUGGAAUGGUUUAUGAUUGUCGUGUGUGAAUUUUGACGGGUCGUAUGCGAACCAUAUGAUGACUUAAGACUUAACAAAAAUGGUUAUAUUUUAUAUAUUUCGUUAAGACUUAAGGGAAGCGACCAAUCACAACAAACCGGAACCUUUCAACCGGAAGUUUAUGUCUUAUUAUUGGACCGAGCGAGGCAGUAUUUUGGGUUAGAAUUCGUAUAUUUGUCAUUUGUAAUCAUCAUCCAUUUCGAAAAAUAGAUAUCCCAUUUGUCAAUAACCUAUUUCAAACCUGCUUAUCCGUUUCGAACAAUGGCCGACCAUGUGUUUUUGUGCUGUGAUUGGUUGGAAUUAACGACUUCUGUGUCGAUCAUAAACUGGAAAAUGUAGUUUUGACUUAAUCGUGUGCUCGAUGUUAAGUUAUAAUUCUUAAGGAAAUCAAUCGUAAACCCAGCUUUAAAGGUGGGUUUACGAUUGAAAAUUAAGAAUUAAGACUUGAGACUUAGUCGUGUACUUACCAUAUGACUCUAUGUAAACUAGUGGAAUGGUUUAUGAUUGUCGUGUGAGAAUUUUGACGGGUCGUGUGCGAACCAUAUGAUGACUUAAGACUUAACAGAAAUUGUUAUAUUUUAUAUUUUUCGUUAAGACUUAAGGGAAGCGACCAAUCACAACAAACCGGAACCUUUCAACCGGAAGUUUAUGUCUUAUUAUUGGACCGAGCGGGGCAGUAUUUUGGGUUAGAAUUCGUAUAUUUGUCAUUUGUAAUCAUCAUCCAUUUCGAAAAAUUGAUAUCCCAUUGGUCAAUAACCUAUUUCAAACCUGCUUCUCCGUUUCGAACAAUGGCCGACCAUGUGUUUUGUGCUUUGAUUGGUUAGAAUUAACGACUUCUAUGUCAAUCAUAAACUGGAAAAUGUAGUUUUGACUUAAUCGUGUGCUCGAUGUUAAGUUAUAAUUCUUAAGGAAAUCAAUCGUAAACCCAGCUUUAAAUGAUUUGUACACGGCUCGUCAUGGAGAGGUGGCCUGCCCAGGAAGUUUACGGUGGCGCGGACGUGCCAUUUUAUUUGGGAAGAGGCUAUACUUGGCUCGGGACGCGACAGGCGGCUCGUGACGUCUCGGAGAGCUCUCCCCCCCUAGAUGCAGUGGAGUUCAUUUCUUUAGAACGCAACGAGGCUCGAGCGACGAGCAAAGCUGAGGACGGCUGAGCGGUCUGGUGGAGCCGUCUGUUAAAAAACAAAUAAUUGUUGAAAACUAAAUAUUAUAAAAUACUGGACGUUGGGAACACACACACGAUGGGAUUGGCUCAGAGCACGGACGCAGAAGAACCAGACCCCUGGUGGCCUCAAGCUACCUCACAUCGGAGGAAUCAGACCGUGCUGGAUGACGAGGCGGCCAGGGAGAGCGUGUCGCUCCCCGGGAAGACGGGUCCAGGACGCGGGGACUCUUGGCAGUGCAGGGAGCGGGAUCUGUGCCGCACAGUGCAGCAUCUCGCCGAGGAGAACAUGCGGCUCGCCGCGGCCAGGACGGAGGCAGAGCAGAGAGCUGCGCGAGCUGAGGACCACGGCACUGUCGCCGAGCUGAGACGCCACGUUGCCACGCUCACCGAACAGGUGGAGAAUCUUCGGGUCGCCGCGACAGAAGCCGAGGAUGGAUCGCAAGUGCAAAUGUUACUUCGGGAAAAGGUGGAAAAUCUGGAAGAAAUUGAUCAUUUGCGCAAGGCGCUGGCUUCUAAGUGCGAUGCCAUGGAAGCAAUCCGAGUGCAGCUGGUGCGCGAAAAAGAUGCAGGGAAAGCCCUGUUAGCGGAAGCCGAACAACUGAAACUUGAGUUACAGAACCUCAACGCAUCAACGCUGAGAGGAUCCCAAGUUGCGGCCGAACAACCGUCAGAAACAUUUCCCGCAGCGGAUUGCUACGAUGCUUCACCGCAAGAGGCUGGCGACAGGCAGGUUGGCUCCGAGAGAGACAGCCGGGUGGCCGAGGAGAUAGAGAAGUUCAAGGCGGAAAUGAGUCUGAAGAGAGAGGCCCGGCAGCGGGCGAUGACUGCGAUUUCCUCAGAACUUGAGCGCUUGAGAACCGAGCUGGCGUCCGAGCGGGAAUCGAAGCAGCACCUGGCGGACCAGCUGGUUAGUGUCCGUGCAGAGAAGAAAUGCGGCCAUGAUGGCUUUGAGGAUCUUUACAAGAGUUUGGAAGGUGAGAGGGAGAGAAACAGUCAGCUGACAGUGAGGAACGAGUGUUUGUCGGGCGAACUGGACAGCUCGGAGCGAUCGCUGACUGCUAAAACCGAGGAGCUGGAAGAGCUUCGCAAGAACUUCGACCUGGAGCGAGAGCAGUACCAGAGGAAAGUGUCGUCUCUGAAGGAGGUGGUGUCGAUCAGCAAGCAGCUUCUGUCGAUACGCGAGAAGCAGGUCGACGACUUGGAGUCUAAGUUGAAGAGCCUGCAAGGUUCACUCUGCAGCAGGCGUGACCCGAGCGAGGAACAGGAAGGUUCCGCAUGCUCUCAAGUAGAGGCAGGUCUCAAAGAAGAGUACCAGGCGCAGUUGGAAAACAUUAAGAGUUUGAAAGCGCUUUACGACGAACGGAUGAAAAUAAUUUUGGAAGAGAAAGACAAACUGGCUGUGGAGUUCGAAGAGACUCGUGUGAAACUGGAAGCAGAACAGAAGAAGUGUGGCGAGCUUGAUGCUGAAGUGACCAGCCUCAAGCUGUCUCUCUCAGAACAAGAAGAUGCCAUGUCAGACAUGCAAACACAGCUUGACAUGUCCAAGGAUGAGGCGAGAGACUUGGCAAGGGAGCUGGCGCUAAUAAACAACUUGUUCACCCAGAUGCUGGUCAACAAUAAUGGUUCGGACAUAGAUCUCGACAAAUUGACGAAAUCUCUGCAAGAGAACCACGACCUCAUCUCUGAAAUAACCCUGAAGGAAGAUGGCAGCGAGAUAGCGGCAUGCUUGCCGAAGUUACUGCUGGAGUUGGUCGCAGAAGUUGACAAAAGUGCGCAAAGCAGCUGCGAAGCAGAGGGUGGAAAUACUGUCGAGGAAACUGUUGAAGAUGAUAACAAAGACUCGAAGCAAAGGCCCUGCACAUCAUGCCAGGAAAAUAAUAUUGCCGACGAGUGUAGCCAUAACAUAGCCGCGGAGGACAUUGCGUCAAAUCUUCCCAAGGUGUGGAAGGUGCUGACAGAGUUGCUGAGCCACCAUGUGACCCCGUCGGAACGCCCGUCGGACAGCAAUGACGACUGCUGCUACAAGCGGGUUGACACGCCGUAUGGUCCGCGACUUGCCAUCAGCGUGAGCAAGACCUUCCUGAGGCUCAAGGACCUGAUUCUGGAGAAGAAGUCAUUGAGAAGAGAGCUGGUGCAGCUGAAGCAGCUGAAUUGCCACUUGGAGAACCGGCUUUCGGAGCAAGAACAGCGGCUGUCGCUGGUCUCGUCGGAGCUGCACAAGACGUGGAGUGUGGUCGGACGCAUGCGCACCCAGCACCAGCAGCUGCACAACCACGAGAAGAUCCUCCGCUACGAGCUGCAGCAGAAGCGCAAGCUCCUGACGGAGCUGAAGCAGGAGCUGGAGUACUGCCGGGAGACAUGGGAGAUGGCCCGGGAGAAGAACUCGCAGUCAGAGGAGCAGUGGCAGACGCUCCGGAGGGAGUUCGCAUCGCGCAAGAAGGGCUCGAGCGGCUCGCUGGACAACUCUGGGGAAAGCGGUUUCUCAGACGACAAGGAAGACGACAGCAGCGGGGAAGAUGGUCGGAGCCCCGGAGGGCUGGGCCCGUCGGAGUCAUCGCUCCCGGGCGCCGACCGGGCCUCGUCGACUCGUUCGGAAUCCGCCUUGGUUGAACCGCAGGUGCUGCCGCCGCUGGUUGUCGACGUGAGCCAUGAGCAGUUCCUGCCUGAGGAAGUCUGCCCGCUGAAGUCCCCACCAACACCGGAGCUGCUGGAGUCCAGCGCCCGCGUCACUGUCCACGACGACUCGGCCGUCGACACGGCCGUGCUGGUCGAGUGCCCUGUCGAGAAGUACUGCGGCCUCGAGUGCUCGACCAUCUCACUCAUCUCCCUGCUGAAGCAGCAGUUGUCGUGCUUCUCCAGGAACCUGGAAGAGAUCACAUCCGACUUGGGCGGCGGCGACGGAAACAACCACCAGGCCCUCCAGUCCAUAUUCUUUCUGCCAGACAUUAAAGUCCCGUACUAUGAGCAGAGCUCGGACAUAAGUCAAAUUAAGUGCGCGAAUUGCUCGAAGGGGCUGUCCGCCAUCGAGGUUGACUCUGGGGAAACACAUUGUGACACUCCGGCCAAGAAGAAACAGUGCAGUUACGUUUUAUCAAAUGAGCCUGGGCCUAACGAUGAAUCAACAAAUAACUGGAAAAAUGUGCCUAAGUCGAGUUCCUCAAGCAGUGUUGUAGACUGUCAAGUAUCUUCGUCCCAGAAUGGUGAGCAUUCCUCUUUGGAGGGAUGUGAAAUGCCAGUGGAAGAAACAGCAGGACAGUGCAGAGCCGACGGUGCAGUGCAGGAGAACAGGACCGUGGUGGACAGGCUGGGCCGGACCCCAGAGCAGGUCCUGCAAGCCCGCGAGGCGAGGCUCCGGAGGUUGGAGGAGCAGUGCGAGCAGCUCGUGAGGAAGGUCACCAGCACUUCAAACCGCAGCGUCGUCCUCUCCAGCCGGCUGGAGGAGCUCCACGAACAGUACGGGGGUGCUCCGGAGCCCCCGCCCAUGCCUGGAGCGAUCCCAGCGCUUCGCAUCCCGGAAACCCCUACAAGUGCCGCCCCCGCGCCCCCGCCCAUGCCUGGAGCAAUCCCGACAUUGAGGAUCCCAACCACUGGACAGAGCGACCUGUCGAGUCAGUCAACAAACUCGGAAGACACCGUCUUAUCAUCGCAUUCACGUAGCAACCGCUAGUUGGAACAACUUUUCACUGUAAGACUCAGCUUCAACCUCUGUUGUGUUAUUGUUACAGGGAUCUUGUCUUAACUCGCUAGAAGUUUGUUUUUCGGGACUCUACAGUGUAUGGAUAUACAUAAAAAAUUAUUCCUUACUCUUAGGUAAAAAAUUUCUUCUUGAAAAUCUGAAAUUAGCACAAAAAAGUCCAGCAUGAUACUAGUUGAAGCUGAGUUUUAAGGAUAUAAGUUGUAUGAUAAAAGGAAGGUGAUGUAUUAUUGGCCGGGCUGUCGGAAUGGAGGGGUUGGGGGUAAAAAUGCUGGUUGAGUUGUGAGAUUUUUUUAAUGCAUGAGUUUACCCUGAUAAUAGGAUGUACUUAUAUGUCUACUGAUAAUGUAAUUAAUUGGAAACAUUACAAGUAAGGCAGCACCUACAGGCACAUUUACAGUAAUGGCCACUGUAAUGUUGUACAGUCUUUAUGUAUGUAUAUAUUUUUUUAAUGGUGGAGUUUGAAAAAUUAUUUGCCCCCGGACCUAGUUUCUGUUGAUGGCCAUGGUACAAAGUUUCAAUUAGAGAUGGGAAAUUUAUACUCAUAGAUGACAAGGCUUGCUAAGAUUUGUCAGGUGUUAUAAAUAACUUAUAAAUUUAAGGAGUAUUAUGAUUAAACUGGCAUGGUCCCAUCUCUAAUUUAUUAAUGAUUAAACAAAUAUGUAUAUUUGUUAUUACCAGGAAGAUAUAACAGGCAACAGUCACAUUUGUACAUAAGUUUACGCACGUAGUAGGUAGUUAUACAGAUGUACAGAUGGAUAAGAGACUAGUCUCCUGACUGAAAUUUUACAAGUUUUUAUAUUUUUAUUACCAGUUUAUUGUGUAAAAUACUUGUUUUGUAAUUAAAUCUGAUGUAUAACUUGCAGCAUUUUCCAUUUUUCAGUAACUAUUCAGUAAUAAUGAUAAGUUUGAAUUUUUUAUGGUAAAAUUAAUUUCUUAUAGAUGUUGUAAUUAUAUUUAAUGACAUAGCCAAGCAGAGUCGCUACAAGAAAAUUAAGCAUUUGGCAUGUUACGUAAUGAUUUGUAACAUUUUUGUCAUAGGAGUUCACGUGUUUGUCGAUGGAUGUAAGUAAUAAAGACUGCACUAUUUGUACACUAAUUAAUAAAUACUUACUCAUUUUA
Molecule: messenger RNA, 6080 nt
Organism: Bacillus rossius redtenbacheri
Lineage: Eukaryota; Metazoa; Arthropoda; Insecta; Phasmatodea; Bacillidae
Product: protein Daple
Exons: 4
Coding region: 1341-4931 (1196 amino acids)
Source: RefSeq, a predicted model, not a curated record